Molecule: messenger RNA, 438 nt
Organism: Colletotrichum phormii
Lineage: Eukaryota; Fungi; Ascomycota; Sordariomycetes; Glomerellales; Glomerellaceae
Product: nucleoside phosphorylase domain-containing protein
Exons: 1
Biological process (GO): nucleoside metabolic process
Molecular function (GO): catalytic activity
Source: RefSeq, a predicted model, not a curated record
AUGAACAGCUACCCUCAACCACGCCAUCUCGACGACUUCCAUAUCGCUGUAAUAUGCGCACUGCCCCGCGAAUACGAUGCCGUCAUCCUGGCUUUCGACGAGAUAUGGGACGAUGAUAGAGAUGGGCGCGGGCCCGCGCCCAGGCAACACAACAAUCACACGCUGGGGCGGAUUGGAGUUCAUAAUGUUGUUUUGGUUCUUCUCCCCAGCAUGGGAAAGGUCAGCGCAGCCAACGAGGUAGUCCGGCUCCGGUCUAUCUAUGUUGGGCUGGAGAUAGCAUUCUUGACUGGGAUCUGUGGGGGAGUGCCUAGCCCGGGGAUCGAUCAUGAGGUGCUGCUUGGGGAUGUGGUGAUCGGCAAAAGCAUCGUGCAGUAUGACCUAGGCCGACAGUACCCUGGCAAGUUUCGCAGGAAAGACGGUGUUGAAGACAACCUGAGC